This is a messenger RNA of Spirometra erinaceieuropaei, 1737 nucleotides long. Lineage: Eukaryota; Metazoa; Platyhelminthes; Cestoda; Diphyllobothriidea; Diphyllobothriidae. The record is from the annotation of a GenBank genome assembly.
GCAAAUGUUGGCAUUUGUUAUUGCGCACAGAUAACGCCUGCCAGAGUCCGAUGUGGCCCCUGUGUUGGUCCAGCACAUCUAACACGUGGCCCGUUUAGAGGGCACAAAAACGCACAUACACACACGCGCGCACACACACCAGCGAUUCUUUAAUGUCCUGCACUACAUGUACACUCUCAUUUCUUACAUUCUGUUUUGUAGAAAUGGAGCCAAAAAGUUCCUUUCACGAAUUAUCUCCAGACGAGGUCGCAUACAAGAAUCCCUUUGUGCAUCGUUUAAGUAUUCCACCACUGCGUCGACUCCAAGUAAGUUAUAGCCUACGACUGUUAAGACCUGAUCUUUAGAUGGGCUUGCUCGCCAUCACCAUCCUUCCCUUUCGCCUUCUGGGCAUCGCGGUCUUCUUCAUAUGUGCUUUCCUAUGCGCAGAACUGGCGACACGCUGGAGCGACCCAGAGAAACCCAUGUCUGGCUUCAGAAAGUAGAUCUUGAAAUUCGGUCUUUGUUAUUGCUUUCGCCUCCGAUUCUAGAACAGUUCUGCGGCCUAUCUUCCAUUUCUUUGGGCGACUGGUAUUCUUUUGUGCUGGGUUCCAUUGGAUCACCACGAAGGGCACUCGGGCCAGCCCAGAGGAAGCUCCCAUCAUUGUGCUGGCUCCACACUCCUCCUUCUUCGAUUCCCUUGUUGUGGUGUUGCUCGGUCUGCCCUCGGUUGUGGGCAAAACCGAAACAGCCAAUUCUCCCAUUGGGUGCCUAAUUAAAAUGACCCAGCCUAUUCUAGUAAAUCGUGACGACCCCUCCUCUCGACAGAAGACCCUUCAGGAGAUUCAUCGACGCUCCCAGUCCAAUGGCGAGUGGCCUCAGGUUCUCAUCUUCCCCGAGGGCACAUGCACCAACAGAUCCUGUUUGAUUAACUACAAACAAGGUACUUCGAUCUCUAACCUUGUCUGUAUGAAAUGUUAUUCAGUGUUCUGAGACAUUUGCCUGUAGUUUUCCUUAUAGAGAACGCAUGCACCUUGCCCUAGGACGUGCUAACAGGUUCCUUAAUGAUAAGCGAGCUUCAGGCCUAUUCACGUUGGAUGCAUGUUUAACCUUUGAUUUGUCGAACCUUUGUGGAUCGCAUGGGCUCAUUAUAAGUCGACGUCUUCGCCGGAUCCUUCGGGACGACAGGAAUUCCCGAGUACCUCCACCACGGAUGGUGAAUAAUAGAACUAUCCGUGGCGGGGACUGGUUGAAAAGCGGGCAGUCUCACGCAGACCAUGCGGCUGUAAUACAUACAGACAGGUCUGGUCACCAGUCGGGCAAAUCAUAUACAUGUAAGCGGAUCACAAGUCAUGGCGAUAUUAUGGCAUGGCAAGUGUUGUCCGUCGGCCAGUAGGACUUCACUCGCCGUCAUCCGGCACAAUCCAGGGGGUCGAAGGGGACGACCAGCCACGAACCGAGACGGGGGUGCCACGGGGAAGUCUUUCGUUCACCAAACCGUCCCCGCAACCAGUGUCCGGUCAACUGUGGCUCAACCUGCCCUUACGGAUGGUCAGCGGCACUGAGAGGAACAAUUUUCUCUCCACCAGCGACUGCUGCGCCACAGCAAGCGUCUUCAUACAGAUGGCCUGCCCAGCGGGACGAUUUAGUCAGCUGAUAGCACUGAAAUCAACCGUGUUCUGGACAUCCCCUUUUUCAGAUCUCCGCAUUGUGGCGCCACAUGCUCUGCACGCUAUGACCACAGCAGAGGUUGCAGCGUAA